UUUACUUUUCUUUUCGCAGUAACAACACAACGCGACCCCUGACUCUGUUUCUCUUGGUUGUGUUUCUCGCGUUUCACAGACCCCACCGGCGGCUUCUUCCAGCAUCAACAGCGUCGCAGCCAAUCUGCGUAGAAAUCCCGGCCGCUCAGUCAACCCGCUUUGUGAGCGUCUGCUUUUAUCCUUCAUUGUCCUGCACCACGAUGAACAACCCCAACUACCUGGCGUACCCCGGGGUCCUCGCCGCCCCCGGCCAGUACCGCUCGCUCAGUGAGAGAUGGGACACCAAGUACUACGAAGCGCACAGAGACUCAGUCAGGAAAGCCAAACCCAUGAUUGACACCCAGCCGCCAAGGAAGUACAUCCACUCCCAAGUGGAUCUGAAGAAGUUGCAGAGGGAACACGAAAAGUCAGCUCAGAUUGAGCGAGAGAACCGAAUACUGCAGAACAAACUGGACACCACCAAGUAUUCAGUGGACAACUGGAACAAUUACAGACCCCGCAGUCUGAACUAUCGGAAGAGGGUCAAAGAGCUGGAGAAAAUCAUCCAUGAGAACGAGGCCAUGAUGAAGCGCGUCGAGGCCCAGAGGACCUGCUACAACCGGGACAAGUUUGAGAAGGGCUUUCGGGUGACAAGAGAACACAUUGCGCGCAUCACUAAACACCCCGGCCUGACCAUUCAUCAGUAUGAGGUGCCAAUCACCUCUCCCAAGUUCCCGUCUGUCUACGCCUCGUGCUGCCAGCAGUGUGCCUACUUGCACCAGUGACGGCCACAGCUGCUCUUCUGAGCCAAUCAGCACAAAUGUCUUGGACAUGAUGGAUAAGAAGAGGUGGCACCUCAUGGCCCAUCCGCUCACGAGGCCUUAGCGCCAGCAGUCGGCCCGAGAACAAACCAGGCGGGCUCAGCCAGAGUCGGCAUCAGGCCUGGCGUUUUGUGUUCUUCUGCUCCAGAAGUAGGCGGAGGGCCACACCAGACACGUGCUUUGUAAUGGACAGAAGGUAAGAAGCACAGGGCGGUCCAAGGCCACGGCCCACCUUGGGGAUGUCCUUCCUGUGCCAUCCCAGCCUGCCAAGUGACCAGCGCACCAUCAAGUGUCAGUUGGAAUGCCCAUCAGUUUCAUCCAUCGGCCGCCCGAACUUUUGUCAUGACAGUUGGAGGAAACGGUGACACACACGCGUGUGAAGUGCUCACGGGUUUAAGUGAGGGCCUACAAUAAAAACUCGUCACACAUUCUCGUGUCUCCUGCUCAG
Messenger RNA from Erpetoichthys calabaricus (reedfish), 1248 nucleotides. Its product is annotated as sperm axonemal maintenance protein CFAP97D1-like. The transcript is spliced from 6 exons. The coding region runs from base 201 to 764 and encodes 187 amino acids. The record is from RefSeq and is a predicted model, not a curated record. Lineage: Eukaryota; Metazoa; Chordata; Cladistia; Polypteriformes; Polypteridae.